This is a messenger RNA of Rhizophagus irregularis DAOM 181602=DAOM 197198, 1572 nucleotides long. Lineage: Eukaryota; Fungi; Glomeromycota; Glomeromycetes; Glomerales; Glomeraceae. The record is from RefSeq and is a predicted model, not a curated record.
AUGAAUGAGCUAGAAGAUCCAGAAUAUGAUACCAUUUUAAAUAAACCUCAAAGCAUACAAAAAAGUAAAAUAAACAAACUUUCUAAAGUCAAAUUAUAUAUAGUUAAAUUAUUUAAGACUAAGUCUAAAUUACCUAAAAAUAAAUUGAUUGAUAAUAAGACAAGCGGGAGUUUUAUACUAGACGAAUUUAUUAAAGAAACUCAACUAAAUUCAAAAUAUUGUGAUGAUUUUAUUGAAUGGGUUCCACAUUCAAAUUUAGAAAAUAUACAAUAUUUAACAAAUGGAGGAAAUUCAAAAAUUUAUUUUGGAACUUGGAAUUUAUUGUUAAACACGUCUUUAGCUUCAAACCAAUUAUCUUCUAAAGUUACUUUAAAAGUCAUUAAUGAUUCUGAUAAUAUCAAUGAUCAUAUCCUAAACGAGCUUAAAAUUCACCAUAAAUGUCGUAAUCCUAGAGUUAUACCAUUCUAUGGGAUAGCAAAAGCACCUGUAGGAAAGGAAUAUGCCAUGGUAAUAAGAUAUGCAGAGAAUGGAGAUCUACGAAAUUAUAUUCGUAAAGUUUUUCCAAAAUUAACUUGGACUUAUAGAGCAAAUAUUCUUAUUGAACUAUCAAAGGCUUUAACUUCAAUCCAUCAAAUGAAUUUAGUUCAUAAGGAUUUCCAUUGUAAAAAUAUUUUAGUAGACAAAGAUGAUAGAAUUUUUAUAAGUGAUUUUGGACUUUGUCAACCAAUUGACUCUGAAAUAGCUUCGAAUAGUAUUCAAGGAGUUUUGCCUUAUAUCGCUCCCGAAGUUCUGAGAUGUAAACCAUAUACAAAACAAUCAGAAGUGUAUAGUUUAAGUAUGAUAAUGUGGGAAUUAACUUCAGAUGAACCUCCAUUUUCAAAUAAACAUCAUGACGCAGGUCUUGCGCUUGAAGUUCUUGAUGAACUGAAACCGCUGAGGCCCGAAAUUGUUAAGGGAACACCAGAAUUUUAUGCUAACAUUAUGGAGCAAUGUUGGAGUUCUGAUCCAUUAAAAAGACCUGAUGCUUCUCUUUUACCGAAAUUAUUUGAAGAAAUGAUAGGUCUAUGUAAAGCGGUUGAUAGUAUUAUAUUUUCAACAUUUACUCGUUAUUCAUCAUUAUCUGAAUCUAAUUUUGUAACUGGUAGUAGUGUUAAUACAGGGUAUGACAUUAGAGCAAAUGAUAAUCUUAAUAUGGCUUCAACUUAUUAUCCAAAGGAAGAAAAUACAGUUAUGAUAAAUAAUAAUAAUUCUGUAGAUAUAGAAUUAUCAUCACAACCUAAUUCUGUAACGAGUAUUAUUCAACCAGAGUAUGAAACCAAAGCGUUUGACUAUACUCUCGAAGUUCCUACAACUCUUUUACUUAAUUUUAAUAAUCUUCCUGGACCAAAAAAUUCUGAUGAUUAUUAUGAAUAUAAUGGAAGAGGAUCAUAUGAUGAUGUCAACGAUAAUAAAUUUAAUGAAGUAGAAGAUUCUAGAUAUAAUACACAAACUUACAAAUUUUCUUUAGACGAUUUGAACAAGGCUUAUAAUGAUUUAAUUAAUAAUCGUUCAAGAUUAUUGGAUGUUUCAUAA